AUGACAGGAUACAUCGAUUUUCUGUGCAGCAGGAAACCCAGGGGUUGAACCCAGUGGCCAUCCUGCUCUCCUUCUCCCUCAGCUUCUCUCUAUCCCUGUCUACGGACAUCCAAACACAGCACACAGCUGAAGGGAUGCUGACCUUUCUGAGGGGAGCAGUGCAGCCAGUGAUGGUCAGCAGGACAAGGGAUAUUGUCCACAAACGCAACUCCAGCAUCUACAGCAAACCACCCAAAAACAAGAUCGGACCUGGGCAAAGUUUCUUGAUCAUGUCUGUGUUUGCCGUUGCCCUCCUGGCCCCCGCUGGCUGGAUUCUACACCACAUCCCAGAAUAUCGAGAGAGAGCAAAAACACCACCAUCCUGAAAACCAUCCACUUCUGUCAUGGUCAGCAGAAAUCUGGCUUACCUCUAAAGCAUUAUUCACCUCCACAGAAACAAUUCAAUCAUCAGUAUCAUGAGUACCUUCGGAUGUAACAAUAUAAUAUUAAAAAUCUGUUAUUGUAAAGAUAACAAUAAUAAAAUACAUAACAGUCCUAUCUACAAUAAAAAAGAUUGAAAUGUUUAUGAUGCCCCAUGUGAAUGUAAUAAGAAAUAUAAUCCUGUGGUGUUUAGUGCCUUAGGACUGUGGCCCUUAAUGUAAGCAGUGGCCCUUAUUAUAUACGCUUUCCACUGCAAUAAAGUGUGUUUUAUACCGUC
Danio rerio (zebrafish) is the source of this 697-nucleotide messenger RNA. The record is from RefSeq and is a predicted model, not a curated record. Lineage: Eukaryota; Metazoa; Chordata; Actinopteri; Cypriniformes; Danionidae.